AUGUCGACGCUCGAAGCGGUGCUCGAGCUGCAGAAGCGAAACAGCAUCUUGCAGACACCGAGCGAGAAUGAGCAGCUGGUCGUGUCAACCUCACCGAUACUCAACAUCGCGCUCCAGAACAACACGUCGUCGUCCAACGUGUGCGCAUACGUGACGGGGCUCGACAUCAACAAGAACAACGCGGUACUGAUCCUGCAGAGCGACGGCGUGACGGGCUACUACCCGCAAUCACCAACCACCCCGCUCAGCGCGCUGGCGCAGGACUGCCACAUCCGGCUAGGCGGGCCGGGCACGACGCGCACCGUGACGGUGCCGCAGAUGGCGGGCGGGCGCAUCUGGUUCGCGCGCGACGGCCAGCUGACGUUCCUGCUGAACCGGGGCCCGGCGCUGGUCGAGCCGUCGGCCACCAACACGUCGGACCCAAACUACAGCGUCUUCUGGAGCUUCGCAGAGUUCACGUUCAACACAGUGCAGGUGUUUGCCAACAUCACGUUUGUCGACUUUGUCAGCCUGCCCGUGUCGCUCGCGCUGGCCAGCGCGACGCCGGGGGCCGCGGCGCAGUCAGUGGCGGGGCUGCCGGCGGCGGGGCUCGACGCCGUGUGCGCGGGGUUAGUGGCACAGAACGCCAGCGACGGCGCCGGUUGGGACCGGCUCGUAGUCAAGACGGCCGCGGGCGCCAACCUGCGCGCGCUCAGCCCCAACGCGGGCCUCGUCAUGGACUCCACACUCUUCCGCGGCUACUACCAGCCUUACGUCGACGCCGUGUGGGCCAAGUACGCCGCGGCGCCGCUCAACAUCGACACGCAGGGGCAGUGGGGGGUGGUGCAGGGCAAGGUCAGCAGCAGCUCAGGAUCGGCGCAGCUCUCGUUCGGCAGUGGUGUAGGUGCCUUCGCGCAGCCCAGCAGCGCCGACGUCUUCUCGUGCAGCACGGGGCCGUUCGCCAACGCGACGGGCUCGGCGGAGCUGGGCAACAUCGGGGCGCGGCUGGCAGCGGCGUUCAACCGCAGCACGCUGCUGGUCAACGCCAACCAGCCGGCGGCCGAGCGCGUGGCGACGUACUACGUGUCGAACCAGAUCACCAACCACUACGCGCGCGUGGUGCACGCAGCCGUGCCCGGCGGCAAGGGCUACGCGUUCCCCUACGACGACGUCGCGCCCGACGACGCCGACAACGUCGCGGGCACGGUGGCCGACGGAAACCCACAGCUGCUGGUCGUCGCCGUCGGCGGUUCCACGGCCACUUCCACUUCGCUGCUGGCGAGGCUGCGCAGUGCGGUGCGCGCCGGGCAGAAGAGGCUGGGCGGGUGGUGGAGCCGAGGCAAGUGAAGCUGGGGGAUCCCAUGUUGAAGAGAAUGAUCUGGGGGAUUUGUACAUGGCAAGGGCCAAGGAGCCUUGUUUGGUGUUUCUGCCGCUCGUAUAGUCGACCCAACUCGUACAUAUACAUAGCAGUAUCGUUAGUUAGGUAGUCAGCUUGCCAAUAUGCAACAUUUGUUCCUAUCGGUCUUCCCUCUAGGUCCCCCAAGUUACAGCGGUGAACAGACACGAUGAAAAUGAAACAGGAAAAAGAGAUAAAAAGUAUACCGAGUGAGUACCUACCUGAGUUUUGAUCGAAUCAGAUUCACUCACCGACAGCCAUAAUACGAGUGGUGCUGGUUUGCUCCGCCGCCGUCCGACGGUCUGGAAACGGGGGAUUCAUUCCCUG
Molecule: messenger RNA, 1702 nt
Organism: Lasiosphaeria miniovina
Lineage: Eukaryota; Fungi; Ascomycota; Sordariomycetes; Sordariales; Lasiosphaeriaceae
Exons: 3
Coding region: 1-1326 (441 amino acids)
Source: RefSeq, a predicted model, not a curated record